CGGGAAGAAAUUUUGGGGUACUGUUUUCCUUGUGGUGGUGUCUGUGUACGUGUGUCUGUAAGUCUGUGUGUACGUGCUUGUGUUCAAUCCCCCGUGUGUGCUUGAGUGUCUGUGUGUAUCAGGCUUCGUGUGUGUGUAUGAGGGCGUGCGUGCGUACGUGUGUGUGUGCGUGGCCAACCAUCAACUUUGUUUAUAUGCGGGUCUUGUACAACCUUUGGAAGAUAAUUUGCUCCCUCGCUUUUCAUUAAUUAAAUUUUCACUUCCCCAAAUCUAACUAACUUUUCCCCCCUCCGCUUGUCUCUCAAACAUUUCUGCUUCCCUUUCAUAACCGCUUCCAUCGCUUAUUUCGGCUCCUUACUGGCUUUUGUUCACCUUCCUUUAGUCUUCAUUGCCUUCCUUGGUCUCUUCUUAAGCUUCGUUCACUACUGGCUAUGUUUCAGACUUCUUAAACACGUGGAGACCUUCAUUCUGUUAUAUUAGCCUCGCAUUUGACUUUCCUUAUCUUCCUUUCCUCCUCGUUCUCGCGGAAACAACACAUUAGCAUUCAUUUCUUAGUUUCAACCCCUUAUCAUCUUUUGCUAAGCUACACUCUUUCAUUAUAGCUUCCUUAACUCUUUCUAUCGUCGCUUUCACUCUCCUCGCUUUCCUCACGUAAUCUUAGCAUCCAUUUUUUAGUUUCAACCCCUUAUCGUGUUUUGCUAAGCUACACUCUUUGUUUAUAGCUUCUUUGGUUCUUUCUAUCGUUCCUUUCACUCCUCUCGUCUCCCUCUUAGCGCCUUACACAUGCGGAAGCACAGGAAUGUCGUGGCGGCGGUGAUGGUGGGCGCUACAAUGCUCCUGUCAGUGUUCGUGUAUCUUCCUCGCUCCUUCGCCCCGCUUCGCCCCGCCUCACAGCUGCCCCAAGACCCCGAAGAAACAUCAAGCCCCUCUGAGAAGCCCCAUCCGCCGCCCCUCCGCCCCCGCCCCGCUUCUUCUCACUGCAAGUCCAUGUUCACGAUUGACAAGGAGGAUCCCGACACCGUUUGGGAUUCAGACGCACCCUACGAAGCCUUGGCGCAGCGGUUGCCUCCCCUACUGGGCGAAAUGAAGGCCAUGGGUUCGAAGGAUAACAUAUCGGCCCAGAUCUUUCUUGGGACGCGUCUGGAGCCACUGGGGGGCGCCGUGCCGUACAUCCCCUGCCUGGUGCGGGAGUUCGGGGCGGCUGAGACGGGCGAGUGCGUGGCGGCGCGGGCAGCUCGGGGCGCCUCCACCUGGAUCGCCUUCGUGGGGGAUUCGAACCAGAGGCAGAAGGUUCACUCAUUCCUUGACUUCCUACCGCGGGACCUCGCCUACUCCUACUACCUGGGCGACGAGCAGGUGAGCCUCGAGGUGUUCACUAACGAAGUCAUAGACCACAAACAUCGCCCGCCAGUGUUUGAGAUUAUUGGCAGACCUCCUCCUCCUCCUCCUCCUCCUCUUCUUCCUCCUCCUCCUCCAGAUUCCUAUGUUUUAAAAGUGACGUUGGUGUGGCAUACUGGAGUGAAGAAUGCCUCCCUCCCCUCCUCCUCCCCCUUCCCCACCGCCUUCUCCUCCUCCUCCUCCUCUUCCUCCUCCUUCUCCUCCCCUCUCCCUCCCAGUGUGCCGGUGGAGGACAGGCUGCGGCAGUGGGUGGAAGAGGGCACUGUUCCUGAUGUGGUUGUCGUAGCCUUUGGGACCUGGAUGCUGCUCUCUCGCGAACACGGGGACGAGCUCAAGCCCUUCACGGAGCUCGAGGAGGCGGCGAGGCUCCUGCAGGAUGCCCUCACGCUGCUGGCGGAGAGGACCACGCUGCUCUUUUGGCUGCAGAGUAGGUACCGAUGGUUCAACGAUGGCUACAGCGAAUCGUCGAGGGACAACAACGAGAGGAAAGGAUUGUGGAAAAUGUUUCUGUACCUGAAUCAGUUCGGUGACGCCAUCCCCCUGGUGGACGCCUGGCUGUGGAGGACCAUGAGGAAGACUGGGGCGUGGCUGUGGGACUCUACUCUGCCCUUUAACCUCGCGAAUUUAGGGGAGUGUCGGAAGCUGAGCGAGGCAGGGCUGUCCACCCAUCCAUUCUACACCGGUCGCUGGUGGAACUGCUUUGACUUUCAUCACGGCGCCUUCGAGACCAACAGCGUGGAGAUCCAGAUGCUGCUCAACCUGCUCUGUAACGCCCACCUCGACACCCCUAGACGCUACUGCUGCGCCGGCCCGUGAUGCUGCUGCCCCCCCCUGCCACUUCUUAACAAGUUUUAUCCCUUACCUCGCCUAUUAAUUUUCUCUUGAUGUCUGUCUCCCCGCAUCCCAUUCUCUCUAUUAUAAUCCCAUCUCUUUCCAUUGCUUCGCCACACGUAGUCACCCCGUGAUGUGCUGCACCCUUAUCUACUUAUUUCCGUCCUUGUCACACUGUUCUGCAUUUCCCUUUCGUUGCCCAUCUAUCGUGAAUCAUCUUGUAUGUUUUGGGUGAAAUUUUAUCCCACAGGUUUUGUAGAUCGUCCCUCCACCGCCCCCAUCUUCCCACGUACUAAUAUUUUUUCUGUCCCUUGCCCAUCCUCCCUGGACUGAUAAUCGGCUAACACACACACACACACACACACACACACACACACACAGACAGACAUAAACAAGUUAUUGAGAAGUAUUUAUAUAGACGCACAAGUAUCCAGUUGAUUCAGUCGGUUCAGUCCAAUUAAACUGUGAUUACUUCGAAAGUUUCUUGUUUAGUUUAACGACACUUAGCGAUUGGAAGCUUUGUACGGUGCGGCCACUUCCUACUCCGUUGUUUUAGUGAGAAAGGAUCGAAAUGGCAGUUUGUGAUAAAUAUAAUAAAUGCUUAUAGAAAGAGAUGCAGAGCAGUUUCAUUUUAUUGCUCUUGGAAGUUAAAUACUAAAAAUAUAAUAAAGUUACUUUUGAUCGUGCAAGGAAACUAGAGGCAUUCACGAGUCUUGUAAAUUGGGAGUUCACUUGAAAGGAAAGGUAAAAGCGAGGGUGAGUCACAGCAGGAUGGUCGUUAUGUCGUUGAGCUGAGAGGCGAACACUCGUCUGUUUCGAAGCUUCGGAGCCUCGAUGUUACCUUCACGCUUCUUCCGCUGCCCCGCCUCCCUCAUCUGCCCCUCAGUCCCUCCCAGCGUCCCCGGGGCUCGAGCGGCGGCCGGCAGCAGAGAAACAGUGACAGGUCAUUUGUGUAAUACCAAGCCACGACGGUGCAGGAGGAAAGUCAUCCUAUCAUCAGCAGUGCCGUGAAUGUCCUCAGAAGCUGGCAGCGCCCCUGCGAGAACACAUCCAUGCCAUGGUUGGCGGACACCGCGAGGAGCAGAUGUGUGAGGCGAGGCCGGUUGAUGAAUGGGUUACCUGGGGAAACCUGGGGAAGGUAAACUGUUGCAAUCCCAGAUAUCUCAUUGGCCCGUGCUCCAGGGCAAUGCAUGGGAUCAUCCAGCACAAGCUCAAGCCUCAAAGGGCCAAUGGUUCGGAGAUGAGCACUGCAGCCACGUGAAAAUGUAGCGUAUGCACCAACCUCUACCAGAGUGAAGCCGUCCUCAAGGGGUGCUGGGGAGUCCCUUUCCCUCCGUGUCCGUGUCCUGACUCGUGGGUUCUCAGAUAAAUGACAGCAUGACUCCUCCUGCCGGGUGAACAAAUCAAGUGGUCACCUUCGCUGCCAGUGGCCGGCGCUGCACCUGCCCGGCGUGUGAAGGAGAGCAGCACUGGAGCCAAGAGGCGUGAAUGUCUUGUGAUAUUCAGGUAUUGUUAUUUUGUUAAAGUAUAGAUCACAAACAUGGGUAAAAGAAACAAGUAAUAUUAAUUUACAAAUUUUUAUUGUAAGUAAAUAAGUCCAACUGUACUUUAUACAUAAAUAAGUUAACCAAUAUACCCUCUUUGGAUACAUAUGUACAAAUUAUACACCACGGUGAUGGAGGGACUUUGUUCUGUGACGUGCUCUGUGGAAGUAAUCGUGACCACUAACACGCUAGCGUUCAUCGGUACAGUUUACAACAGAAUAAUUUGUGCAAAUGAAAGCAUUAAAAUGAAUAUAUUCUGAGGAACUAAUUAUAAGCAGCUCAGAUCAUGUAAUGAUGCAUAAGUAAACAUUCAUACAUAAUAUGUAUAUACUGAAACUGUUAAUCAUAAUGUGCCAUAGUACACAUUUAGUGCAUAGUUAUGUCACAUAGCACAGUUAAUUCCACUUUGUGGAAAAUAAAAGUUCUUGUCACUGAGCGCCACUCCUCUGGGGAGUCAGUGAAACAGUGAUUCCUUGUGUUGACAGACCCUGACAGUGAGGGACCGGCACGCCUCGGUGCACGCCUCAGUGGCCGUGACUGAUCAGCAGUUUUUGGCAAUGAAAUAAUUACUGUGCUGUGCAGUCAGCAUGCGCUGGCAAAAACAUUGUACAGAUGCUGUUCAGCAGCUCCCAGCCUUCUCAUCAUUAGUGUUUUGACUAACAUUCAUCUGUCAGGACCUCUCACAGCCUCCACACCUGUGACCUGCAUAGUUUACAUGAAAGUUCCUCUGGUACUACGUGAGAGCAGUUGCCACUUGUUGGAGCACAGUAUUGAGUAAUGUCUGAUAGGGAUGUGGGAGAAGAGGGAGUUGCUUAUCAGAAUCCUUAUCUUGUUUUUGUCUUUGCUUGAUACAUUCCACAGCAGUGACA
Molecule: messenger RNA, 4642 nt
Organism: Eriocheir sinensis (Chinese mitten crab)
Lineage: Eukaryota; Metazoa; Arthropoda; Malacostraca; Decapoda; Varunidae
Exons: 10
Coding region: 784-2214 (476 amino acids)
Source: RefSeq, a predicted model, not a curated record